AUGUUUUUUUCACUUACAGGUAUCCCACUUGAGUUCAUUCGCAAACUUGAAGACAUCUCGCUCUCUAAAGUUCCUCCUCAUCCGAUCGUUCUUGAGGCUGAGUUGUCUAGGAAAUCGAAAGAUUCGGUGAUUUGGCUAAAAGACGGAAAGCCUUUGAAGACCGGCAAGAAGAUUCGCCUCGAGGAGGCCCAAAAUGGUCUGUUACAUCGUGUAAUCUUAGACCAAAUUUCUGAAGAAGAUGUGGGCGUCUACACAAUCUUUGCAGAAAAGAAAUCUUCUACAGGGAAUUUUGAUUUAAAAGGUUAA
Messenger RNA from Protopolystoma xenopodis, 306 nucleotides. Lineage: Eukaryota; Metazoa; Platyhelminthes; Monogenea; Polystomatidea; Polystomatidae. The record is from the annotation of a GenBank genome assembly.